UGCUUGCCCUAUGGCGCUGGAAUGGGUUUGUAUUAAGCCCAGUGUCAUCGGAUGGACCAUACCGUGAGUGUGUGGAGCAUACGCCCACUGUCUGAGUGGGAAUUGUGGAAUUCCUUUUUGCCUCUGUUAGCAAUGUGUCCCGGCGCUGGCAGAGUGGAACGGAAUGGAACAGGGGGGCUGACCAAUGUCAUUGUUUCAGAAAUACACAGACAGCCAUGGGAGAAGGAUGGGAGAGAGAGAGUGAGAGAGAGAGACAGAAAGAGAGAGAGAGAGAGAGAGAGAGAGAGAGAGAGAGAGAGAGUAUGAGUGAUUGAAUGGCCAACAUACAACCUGCCACUGAGGUGCAUUUUUGGACAGACGGCACACCUCUGGAAGACUACUGUUUCAGACUGAUAGCAGCACCGCAGACCCUCAUCAUCAGACAGACACAGGGAGAGGACACUGAUCCAAUCUUGGCAAAAAUGAGCUUGGCUCGGAUCCAUGAUAAACACAAGCUAAAGAAAUACUGGGAGGAGAAAAUCGAAAGUCACAGCGAUAUGAUGGGGAGUGAGGAAUCCAGAAUGAAGAGCAGUGCUUUAUCAAAGCUGCGGGACGAGUGGCUCAGGAGGCUGAUGCUUCGGGACCAGCAGCUGGAGCGUUCCGAAGAGAAACACAUCAGGAGGGCCAAGAUGUCCCAACAGACCUUCAAGAUACCCAGUCAAUGAUAUUCGAAUCUGCAUUCUAGAAUCGACAUCAUUCAAAGCCACCUGACUGAGGUCAUGAUACGUAGAUUAGCCUGGGUGCCAUCUCUGUUCAGAUACUACAUUCCACUCAUUGCAACUCCUGUCAUUUUCCAAAGACAAUCAUUGGCAAAUGACAGGAGUGACAAGGAGUGGAAUAUUAGCUAAAAAGACUGGUACUCAGACUAAUGAUGUAGGGCUAACUAGGACUAGCUUCUCCAUUUCAGAUGAUGACAUUAAGACUAUAGAUUGAGGGGAAAUACUGUACUGUAACUGAAGUGAAGUUUACUUCUUGUGAGGGAGAUGGUAUGGCAGAGUGUCAAAUGGAUGGGAUGUCACCGAAUGAUUAGUUGCAGAGCCAUGCUGUACAGACUUUUUCAUUAACACUCAUUUUGUAGUUUUGAGGCGACCAUCUGUUGUGCAGUAAAAUAAGUGCAGGGGAGUAUGUGAAGACUUGACUGUACAUCAGAGUGACAGUCGUGGUGACAGGUGGGGUAAUUAUUAUUUUUUGUUACUUUGUUCGGAGUGUCGGAGGAAUACACAACGUGAUCGGGAGGAAACAUGAUGAAGACUGACAGAAUAUGGUUUGUUUUUUUCAAGAAAGAAAAGUAUGGAAAGUACAGAGACACCAUAGAAAUGUGUCCAUGUCCCAAUUUCCAGGCUUGAAUAUAGAUAGAAUUUCAUAACGUUUAACAUAAUUUAUCUGCAACAUUGAGAGAGGGGAAAGCAUCUAUUCUGAGGCAUGUGAAAUUUAAAGAACUAAUUUGAGUAAAUAAAAAUGCAUGUGGACAGUU
Messenger RNA from Salmo salar (Atlantic salmon), 1513 nucleotides. NCBI's taxonomy places the organism in Eukaryota, Metazoa, Chordata, Actinopteri, Salmoniformes, Salmonidae. The record is from RefSeq and is a predicted model, not a curated record.